AUGGACCUGAAGUGGAAUCCUGGCAGACUUUCUCAUCCAGCCUCAGCUGCAGUCCAGGUGACAGAUUUGAGUUGGCGAGGCAACCUAAAUCCCAGUCCCCUGAUUAAAGAUGACGGAGAACUACUUCUGGAUGAAUACCUUUCCCCCAGGAAACUGAAAGUUCUGACAGGAGCAGAUGAUCUGCAGCGAGUGAAGGCCCUAGAGAUGCAAGUAGAUACAAGAGAGAACAGCCUGGGGAACUUUGGUGCCUAUCUACCUAAUCUGAGGGAACUGAAGUUGAACAAUAGCUUGCUUGUGUCUGUGAGGGAUCUUGGAACUACAUUGUCCCAUCUCCGCAUCCUGUGGAUGGCUUGCUGUGGGCUCUCAGAUUUAGAUGGGAUCUCUUCCUGCGGCUCUCUCAAAGAACUCUACAUAGCCUAUAAUAAUAUCUCUGACCUCAGCCAGCUGACCUGGUUGGAACACCUCGAGGUUUUGGAUCUGGAAGGAAACAAUAUUGAGGACAUCAGCCAGAUGCAGUACCUGGGACUUUGUUGCAAGCUGAGCCGCCUGACCGUGGAGGGCAACCUUAUUUGUCUGAAGCCAAAUGCAGAAUCUGCAGAGGAACCAGAUUAUAAUUACAGAGCUGAAGUAAAAAAAAUCAUUCCCCACUUGGAGUAUUUGGAUGAAAUACCAGCAAGCCAGACUGCUCUCCUUCCUUCCAAGAAGAUGCAUGAAGAUUGGCUAAUCAUCAAGGAAUCCAUCAAGGAUGGUGGCUUAGCUGGAGACAUUUCAUGGUUAGGUCCGUAUCUUGGGGAAGUAGCAAGGCAGCCUGGAUGCGGCCCAAGACCCCCAACAACUUCCAGACCUAGAACUGCACAGCGGAGUGCUGGUGCAGGGGUAUCUGGCAAUGCUCGCCUCCUGCACCGUGGCUGCCCUCUUCCAGAUCCCACUGUUUCUAACGAGCUGUUCACAGAAGACGACUCCAGUGAUUUGACACAUGGACUCGGACAGGUUAUAUGUGGGAACCCCACCAAGGCCCUUCGUGCAAGGAGGCAAAAGCUAGGUCCGCCUGCAGUGAGCUCAUUGAAACCGUGUGGUCUGAAGACAGAAAACCUUUAUGGCUCUGGAAGAGGAGAUCUGCACGAGGAAGAUAAGCUCUCUGAACUGAGAGUAGGGAGAGAGCAGCACAAGCGGUGCCUGCUACCAGGUCAGCAAGAAGAAGAUGCCCAAGCACUGAAGGAAACGCUUGGUGAUGAGGAAGAGAGUGAAGACAGCAGCCUGACUGACCGCUGUGAGGGGGAGUUGCGGAAGACCUGUGGUGAGGACCUCACUGAAAGGAUUUCACUUGAUUCUUCUUGUCACUCCUGUGUCUCACAGUCUUCUUCAGGUUCAUCACAGGCUCAGGAAGGUGCAGUGUUCUCCAACCUGAACCAUUGUCUAAUUCCAUCCCCUCCAAAAGGCCCUUCACCUGCAUCUGUAACGGGUGUUGCAGCAAGACCCUGGAAGAUGAGGAACCACGGAAUAAGAUGCCUAAAAAUACCCUGCGAAGAGGAGGACAGGCAGUGGACACAGCGGUGCCAGUCAAACGCUCAUCAAGAAACUUCAGCCCAGCCUCUGGGAAAAAAACUCGCUCUCCUGAACCAGCACAGCAUGCCGGCUGCUUCCAGAUCCCAAGGGCAGCCUCCCGGGAGCACUGGCUGGCAAAGGCCUAUUUCAAGACCAGCAGCAGCUGUGGGGUCAGGCAGCAUCAGGCCCAUCACAACUGAGCAUCCUCCUGCUGAGAUCAACCACCACCAGCCAGCUGUCUGCUCAUCCACCGAAGCCUCGGAGGGGUUCGGGCUGAUGAAUGCCGCUUGGCCCCAGACUGCCAGGGCCAUGCUACAGUCAUUGCCAGGCAGACCCGCUGCCUCAGUCGCAUCUCAGAGCAAAGGUCGCCGGUCCUAG
Messenger RNA from Eurypyga helias (sunbittern), 1923 nucleotides. It is a transcript of the gene LRRC56, whose product is annotated as leucine rich repeat containing 56. The coding region runs from base 1 to 1923 and encodes 640 amino acids. The record is from RefSeq and is a predicted model, not a curated record. Gene Ontology annotation, molecular function: protein binding. Lineage: Eukaryota; Metazoa; Chordata; Aves; Eurypygiformes; Eurypygidae. The transcript has 12 exons.